AUGUUAGGUGAUAAGAUAAGUAAAGGUAGUGAUAGUCAAAUUAAAUUAGGAUAUAAAAAUUAUGGAGAAAAUAAACAAGAUAAGAGGAAAGUUGAUGAAAUGAUGUCAACCAACAGCCGCUUCUGGCUAACAGUUUCCGAGAAUUCCCGAGAAUACGAAAGGCUCAUAUAUGGUCGAGAACAAAUGAUCGAUCAUAGAUCGACAAUGGCAACGCCAAAUCUUGCCAAUUCCAUUUAUACACAUCAGCACCAAGAUUCGCUCGAACCUACCCCAAAACCAAAAAGACGUCGGGGUAACCUCCCAAAGGCCACGACAGCCCUUUUAAAAGAUUGGUUAGCGAUGCACCGAAAGCAUCCUUACCCCACGGAGGAGGAGAAGCUGGGUUUGUCAAGGCAGACCAAGCUUAGCCUACAGCAGAUAUCCAAUUGGUUCAUUAACGCGCGGAGGCGCCACCUUCCGCACCUUUUGGAAUCUUCGGAUUUCUCUUCCUCUCCCUCCCCAAAUAAUGAGUUGGAUAUAUUCCCCUAUGAAGCGGCUUCAGGGAAUUCUACUGACAGUGCCUCGGAUAAUGGCAAACAACAUAUCAGACGCCAUUGUACCCGCAUUGAAAAGACCGGUGGCGUAAAAAAGUCAUAUCUACGAAGUAGAAGAAAGCCAUCGCUAUAG
Messenger RNA from Funneliformis geosporum, 666 nucleotides. NCBI's taxonomy places the organism in Eukaryota, Fungi, Glomeromycota, Glomeromycetes, Glomerales, Glomeraceae. The record is from the annotation of a GenBank genome assembly.